Messenger RNA from Coffea eugenioides, 628 nucleotides. RefSeq lists its product as uncharacterized. NCBI's taxonomy places the organism in Eukaryota, Viridiplantae, Streptophyta, Magnoliopsida, Gentianales, Rubiaceae. The record is from RefSeq and is a predicted model, not a curated record. The coding region runs from base 93 to 431 and encodes 112 amino acids. The transcript has 2 exons.
GAGACUGAGAAAAGCUUCGCCUUCUCUCCUUAUCUCUGGUUCUGUGACUUUGCAGCUGGACUCCGAGGAAGAGGAAGAAGAAGACGAAGGAGAUGAAGAAAAGGGCUUUCUCAGUCGUCUGUGAUGCUCAACUUCCUCACAAAUCAGGGGUAAGAGGCACUGUUCCUACUGCUACUUGUACUACUCUCUCAUUCAUUUCUCCAAGAAACUCAACCCUUAUUCAAAACCCCCAAUCAACUUUUCGUUCUGUUGCUUCUCAUGCCUAUAGUACUCGUUGUAAAAGUAGAAAUCAUCUCUUUAAUUCUGAAGACAUUGUCCAUUAUGGGUCUCGGAGAUUGAGGAGUGAUAUUGACAGUAUCAACAAUCUUGAUGAAGCUCUAGGCUUUUACAAGCAGAUGGGAUAUGGCCGAGUUAGGAUGCAUUCCGCUUGAUGAAUACCCGCUAAAUAUUGUGAUUAACUGUUAUUGCUUCUUGGGUAGAGUGGAUUUUGGGUUUUCUAUAUUGGGUAGCUUCUUCAAGCGAGGUAUUUUGCCCAAUACGACCACCUUUACCACUCUUCUCAAAGGACUCUUUCGGGAACACAAAAUUCAUGAGGCACAAGGAUUGUUCAAGAAAGUAAUAUAUGAAA